CUACUAGUAUCCACAGCUUGGCAUCCCACGACGAUACUGGGAUAGUGGUUGCCGUUCCGAUACAUACAUUGCGUACUUGCCUGGGCAACAUAGAAAGCAUACGGCGGCGUGGGUCGGGAUAUCCUUGGUCGUGAAACUACGCACAGCGCAACGCCGAGUCGGAGGCGGAACGAGCAACGGAGCCACCAACAACACAGGCCCGACAAAAACCAGCAGAAGCGAAAAGAUAGCGCUCUCUGCACCUCACGUUCAGACCGCUCUCGCUCUUUUGCAUCCUUCCUCGGGCAUCUGUCCAGUUUCGGAAGUGAAGCUGAAGGAAGCUCGGUGAUAGGCCCUGAACCAUGGCGACCCCUUCAAUUGACACAAGCACACUAGCCACGGCUGUGGUGGAAUGGGUCGCUUCAUUGCAGCUGGAGCGACCGUGUCACACACCUGAAGACCUCAGCAAUCCAAAUCUCUUAUAUGAUGUUCUCACCGAAGUUGAUCCGCAAUGGUUCAAAGCCUCUCGUGCCGGCUCAGGCGCUGACGCCAACGACAACUGGGUCAUGAAGUUUAACGGACUGAAGAAACUGUACAAACUUCUCAUCGGCUACUACGAAGAGGUUCUCGGCCAACCCACAGGCGGACUCGACGUUCCGAAUCUAACCUACAUUGCACGAGACGAGGAUGUUGCCGAAAUGGUGAAACUAGCGCAACUGGUCGUAGCCCUCGCCGUACAGAGCGAGAACAACGGACGAUACAUCCAGAAGAUCCAGGCAUUAGACCAAAUGUCGCAACAUGCUUUGAUGUUUGCCAUCGAGAACGUCAUGGGGCGAUUGACGAACCCAGCCAGUGCUGGACGCAGGCUGUCGGAAGUCGGAGCGGAUCUGGACGACAGCAACGAUGCUUUGAUGUACGAGAAAGGGGAACUGGAGAGCAAGAAUAAGGAGAUGGCCGAGGAACUUAAUGCGUUGCGGGCCGAGAAUGAGAAAGUCAACUUGGCGAAUGGAGCAUUAGAGCAGAGGAUGCGAGAGAUGGAAUCGACGCUUUCGCAGUUGACCGAGGCGGGGCAGGUCGAUUUCAUUCUGAGAACAGAGAUUGAUAACCUGAAAGCGCAGCUGAUGAAAACGGAAAGCAGGCGCGCCGAGGUCGAGCAGCAAUUCGAGAAACAGAAUUCAGUGAUCACUGACCUUACCCGGAAAUACGAGGAAGCCUCAAACGACGCCGAGGAGGCCUCGCGCCUCAAAGACGCUCUGAACGAGUUCCGCCACAUGGCAGAUAAGCUACAAAAGUCCGAAGCGAUCGUCGACAAAUACAAGAAACGGUUUGAGGAGGUUGGGGAUCUUCGCAAACAGCUGAAAGCCGCUGAGGAACAGGCCGCGCAACAGGCGCAGCGCAAUGUGCAAUUGGAGGAGGAGUUUCGGAAGGUGGCGCCGAUAAAGCCACUUGUUAAUACUCUGAAAGACCAGCUUAGCACCUUGGAGUCGAGGAUAAGCUCGCUUCAGGUGGAGAAUUCGACGCUGGAGUUUCAGUUCACGGAAGCAAGGACGAAAUUGGAGCGGUAUGAGAUAGAGAGGAGGAAUGACCAUGAGCAUAUCCAGAAUCUGGAGGAUCGGUUGAGGGAAGCUGAGCUGAGAGGCCCACCGAUAUCAGGCACCGCCGCCACCGAGCUGGGAUCAGAUAUGAGCAGCGUCAAGGUGGCCCAACUCGAACGAGAGGUGGAGCGGUUGCGGAAUGAGAAGACAUCUACGCAAGCUAUUGCAGAAAAGGUGGUCGCCCUGGAAAAUAUGCUGGAAGAUGCCAAUCGCCUAAAAGCGAAAUACGAGAAGGACUACCGAUUCGCGUUUGAGAAGAAUUUGGGUUUGGAGAAUGAGCUUAGACAGAUCCGGUCUAUGUCUGACGUCGAUGGACGCUCCCAACCCUUCUCCCCCAGCACACCAACCACCCCCUCCCACCUUACAACCGAGCUCCAAGCCGCGCACAAGCAAAUCCAAAAACUCACCGAAGAGCUUCGCCAAACCAUCGGUCGCCUCAACAAAUUCUCCUACGAGCGCGACCGUCUCCAGCUCGAGCUCAACGACGCCCAAUCCGCCGUCACCCAGCAGGAGCGCGUCAUUGGGGAGCUCAGGAGUGAUCUGGCGGCGAUGGAGUCCCGGGGGCAGAGUUCGGAUGAGAAUGUGCAGCGGAUUGCGGCGAUUACGAAACAGGCUGUGGAUGCGCAGAGCAAGAAUGAUACGCUGCAUGCGGCGUUGAAGCAGGCGAAGGAGCACAUCCGCCGGCAAGAAAAGUCGCUGAAAGACUAUUUCGCGCUUUUGCCCAAAGACGACAACUUUACCGAAGCCAUCGCGUCGCUCCAGUCCACCCUGUCGGAGCGCGACGCUGAGCUCCUCAAGCUCAAACAUGAGCUCGCUGAUACCCGCGCCGCGGCGAGGCGUGAACAGUUCCUCAUGGCCAGCGCCUGGUACUCCACAAUAACAGACUCGCAAAUCAAAGCCUCGGCGCGCCUUACCGUCAGCGGCGCCAACAAUCAUAACAACGCACGACAACAAAAUGGGGAGAAGGUCAAUGGGGGAUUGGCUGGAGGACCGCCUGAGACGCCAAAGAGCUGGCUGCAAAGACAGAGGAUGCAGGUGUUGGAGCAGCAGCAGCAUUUGAGGUAGUGUGGGGGUGCGAGGAGGAGGGUGGGGGGGCACUUUUUGCUAGCUGCGCGAUUAUGCGAUAUACGGUGUAGCGGACGUUUACUCGACCGCGGUGGACUAAGGAAGGAUGACGAAACACACGGCGGGUGGGUGGACAAUCCAAUAUGGGUUCCGAGCGAGGCGGUUUACAUAGAAGAAUGGACAGCAUGCGAAGCGGCGUAGUGUGUACAUCUAAAUUGAUCUCUUGUUUUGGUUUUUCUGAUCUCAUUGGUUGGCAACAUGGGCUGGAUAUCCAAUGCUCGUAUCAUACUCUCUUGUAUCCAUCAUGUUUUGUCGAUCCACGGUUCACAUAUGCUACGCUAAUAAUACUAGGAUCGUUUGCCGCGCAUGAAGUCGGGGUUAUCUCGCAAGCGGCAUCUGUGCGCAUAGGAUGGAACUUGACCUUUCAUCACAACCAUCUGUCCGAUGUUCGUAUGAUUGACCCUUGAUCCGCUAACUGGGG
Messenger RNA from Fimicolochytrium jonesii, 3120 nucleotides. RefSeq names its product HOOK protein-domain-containing protein. Gene Ontology annotation, cellular component: centrosome; cytoplasm. Gene Ontology annotation, molecular function: dynein light intermediate chain binding; microtubule binding. The transcript has 6 exons. Gene Ontology annotation, biological process: cytoskeleton-dependent intracellular transport; cytoplasmic microtubule organization. NCBI's taxonomy places the organism in Eukaryota, Fungi, Chytridiomycota, Chytridiomycetes, Spizellomycetales, Powellomycetaceae. The record is from RefSeq and is a predicted model, not a curated record. Bases 342 to 2639 code for a protein of 765 amino acids.